AGCUUGGAAGGUGUUACCUUGCCAAGCAGCCUGCAGACUUUGACCUUUUGCAGCCGGUUCAACCAGUGCUUGGAAGGUGUUACCUUGCCAAGCAGCCUGCUGACUUUGACCUUGGGCGACAAUUUUAAUCAGAGCUUGAAAGGUGUCACCUUGCCAAGCAGCCUGCAGACUUUGACCUUCGGCUGCGACUUCAAUCAGAGCUUGAAAGGUGUCAUUUUGCCAAGGAGUCUGCAGACUUUGACCUUUGGCUACGACUUCAACCAGAGCUUGGAAGGUGUCACCUUGCCCAGCAGCCUGCAAACUUUGACCUUCAGCUGGGAAUUUAGCCAGAACUUGGAAGGUGUCUCCUUGCCAGGCAGCCUGCAGACUUUGACCUUCGGCUACAACUUCAACCAGAGUUUGAACCGUGUCACCUUGCCAAGCAGCCUUCAGACCUUGACCUUGGGCAGGGACUUCAAUCUGAGCUCAGAAGGUGUCCACUUGCCAAGCAGCUUGCAGAACUUGACCUUCGGCUAUGAGUUCAACCAGAGCUUGGAUGGUCUCACCUUGCCAAGCAGCCUGCAGACUUUGACGUUCGGCUCGAGCUUCAACCAAAGCUUGCAAGGUGUCACCUUGCCAAGCAGCCUGCAUACUUUGACAUUCGGCUACAACUUCAAUCAGAGCUUGAAAGGUGUCAUCUUGCCAAGCAGUCUGCAGACUUUGACUUUCGGCGGCAGCUUCGACCGGAGCUUGCAAGGUGUCACCUUGCCAAGCAGCCUGCAGACUUUGGCCUUCGGCUUCGACUUCAACCAAAGUUUGGAAGGUGUCACCUUGCCAAGCAGCCUGCAGGCUUUGACUUUCGGGUUAAGCUUUAACCAAAGCUUGGAGGGUGUCACUUUGCCAAGCAGCCUGCAAACUUUGACCUUCGGCUAUUGGUUCAACUCGAGUUUUCAAGGUGUCACCCUGCCCAGCAGCCUGCAGACUUUGACCUUUGGGCAAGACUUUGACCAGAGCUUAGAAGGUGUCACUUUGCCAAGCAGUCUGCAGACUUUGACCUUCGGCAGGGACUUUAACCAGAGCAUGGAAGGUGUCACCUUGCCAGGCAGCCUGCAGACUUUGACCUUUGGUGAUUUUUUCAACCAGAGCUUGGAAAGUGUGACCUUGCCAAGCAGCCUGCAGACUUUGACCUUCGGCAGCCGGUUCAACCAGAGCUUGGAAGGUGUGACCUUGCCAAGCAACUUGCGUGAGCUUGGCUUGCCAGAGUUCAAUGUGUGCAUUCAUCACUGCGUCAUUUAAGUCAUGUGCCAGCGGCUUUCUGACCAAAGAGGUGCUCCAACGAAGUCUUCAGGAUCUUCAGGGGACAUGUCAUGAUCACGGACUAUGAAUAUUGCCGUGCAGAUCUGUAUAUAUGUAAAGGACUGUGAAGUGUCAAGGGAUCAUGUGGAAUUCUUCACCCACGUGGCUGCUCUACGUGGCCUUUACUUUGCCUCUCAAUUCCAAAAUAUAUGGACCCGAGUGAACCGCAUGAGUAAUUACCAGGAGAACCCUCAUAGUUCUAUAGUUGCAAGCUGGACAAUUGUUCAUUUUUCGUUUUCAGGGAACACUAUGAGAUCUUUUUGCGG
Molecule: messenger RNA, 1601 nt
Organism: Durusdinium trenchii
Lineage: Eukaryota; Dinophyceae; Suessiales; Symbiodiniaceae
Source: the annotation of a GenBank genome assembly